Molecule: messenger RNA, 1882 nt
Organism: Alnus glutinosa
Lineage: Eukaryota; Viridiplantae; Streptophyta; Magnoliopsida; Fagales; Betulaceae
Product: protein PLASTID TRANSCRIPTIONALLY ACTIVE 16, chloroplastic
Exons: 5
Coding region: 71-1627 (518 amino acids)
Source: RefSeq, a predicted model, not a curated record
ACAAAAAGAGUGAGCGAGUAACCGAAUUGGAGGAAAGGGUGGCCUUCGAUAUUUUCCUCUUUCUCCGUCGAUGGCUCCUACGCUCACCUCCAAUUCAUUUAUUCUAACCCCUACACCGCACUCUAGGCUAAUCUUCAAGAACACGAGGCUCACAAUCUUUGCCAAGCAGGCCGGUCCUUUCCCGUCGUUCCGCUUUGGCAAGAGCAAUGAUUCGUCCUCCUCCGGUGAGCCCCAGCCGGAUGAUUCGGCAAACUCCAGUCCUUUUCGUUUUAACUUUGGGAAGAUCUCAGUCCCGGACGUCAAGUCUUUGAUCCCAGUCGUGAGUAAUCCCUCUUCGGGCUUGUCGAGACGGAAGGACCCCGGCACAGUGUUCGUCGCUGGCGCUACCGGGCAGGCUGGUGUUCGCAUUGCACAAACGUUGCUGCGUCAAGGUUUCAGUGUCAGGGCUGGUGUGCCCGAGCUCGGUUCUGCCCAAGAGUUGGCUCGUCUUGCUGCCAAAUACAAGAUCAUAUCGAACGAAGAUUCGAAACGCCUCAACGCCGUUGAAUCCACGUUCAAAGGGGCUGAAUCAAUUGCCAAGGCAAUCGGAAAUGCCAGCAAGGUCGUCGUCACGAUCGGCCCUGCAGAAAACGGUCCCACAUCCGAGGUCUCCACAUUGGACGCCUUGCAAAUGAUCGAAGCUGCCCAGCUGUCUGGAGUUAGCCACGUGGCUAUUAUCUAUGAUGGGAACGCGACAGGCGGAUCAACGUACAAUGUAUUGGAUGGCAUCUCCUCGUUCUUUAACAACUUCUUCUCAGGAUCACAGCCGUUAUCUGUUCCCGAGUUUUUGCAAAAAGUAGUGGAAACGGAUGUCAGCUAUACUUUCAUAAAGACAAAUUUGACCGAAGACUUUUCCCCUGAGAGUUCCUAUAAUGUUGUGGUGUCAGCCGAAAGAAGCACGGGUGCAAACGACUACAAAGUAGCCAAGUCUAAGAUAGCAUCUCUAGUGGCCGAUAUUUUCUCAAACACAGCAGUGGCAGAAAAUAAGGUUGUGGAAGUGUUUGCGGAUCCUUCAGCCCCCUCAAGGCGUGUAGACGAGCUUUUCAGUGCCAUUCCUGAGGAUGGAAGAAGAAAAGCUUACGCAGAAUCGCGCGCAAAGGCCAAAGCAGAGGAAGAGGCAAGGAUAGCAGCUGAGAGAGCUCGCGAAGCAGCUGAAGCAACCAAGAAACUCGAAAAAGAGGUGAAGAAGCUCUCGGAGCAAGAGUCUCUAGCUGCUAGUCUAGCAGAAGAAGCUCAAGAGAAGGCGGAGGUCGCCGGAGCUUCGGUGGAGACCCUUUUGAAUAAAGCCAAAGACUUCGGCUCAGGGCUGUCUUGGGAAAAGAUUAGUUCCCAGGUCACAACUGCAGUUCAAAAGUCUGCAGAGAAACCCAUAGUUCAGGUUGCAACUGUCAGAGGACAGGCCAAGGCACGGUCUUUGCAACCCAAGAAAGCUGUUGUUAAUAAACAACCAAGCUUCAAGCUUCCUGCUUUCAAACCAAAGGAACAGCCAAAGCUGAAAGGCAAACAGACAGAGGCCGGGAAGACAGAAGUCAGGAAGGUGUUUGGCGGCCUGUUUUCACAAGAAACUAUAUACGUUGAUGAUGACUGAAGAGAUGAUCAUUUGUCUUCUCUUUGAGGCUCUUUCGGUGCUGAUGUCGCCUAAUAUUUCUAGUUUUAUUGUUGUUGAAAGGUGGUUUUAUGAGUUUCAGCAAGAAGCAUUUACCGGUUUAAGGCCUACAUUAGUAUUAAACUUCUUAAAUCUUGUUGAGUGCUGCAUUUGCCCCCCAGUUCUGUCUCCCUUGUCUCUGUGUGUGUGCGUGUGUUUAUUAGAAUGAAAUUGCAGAUUUGUUGGGUUUCUCUUUAA